CCAGGCCCCUCUAGCACCGUUCCCCACUAAAGAUUUCGACCGUGGACGUUCGCCACUGUGGAAGAUGUGUUUCUCGUUAGGGAUACAUUCUCUCAGUCCAGCCGUAGGCGCUACCGUUUAAAAAAAAAAAUUGCUUUACAUCGGUGCUGCACUCGGUGUAAAUACAUAACAACGGAUAGUGUAUGUAAACAUGUGACAUUUGCUCUCUCGGACUUGGUACGUGACUGCUACCAUGAAACAGUUUCGACGUACUUGCUGAAUAAUCAACGUGGUUCGCGCUAGAGUCGCGGUGCGCCUGUUUCCUGACGCGAGUGCAACGAAAAACGAUACAACUGGGAUAUAUUACCUCAUUCUCCAAGUUCGGAUUAUGCAGCUGAACUAGGUGGGGACAGCGGCGCGGCUGCAGACGUCCCACGGUAACCCUGACGCAGUGGCCGUCCUAUGAGCGCAGCCGCCGGGUGACGCCGCCGGGGCCAUGGAGCAGCAGCCUCAGCACCAGGUGCAGCUGUCUCACGACGCCAGCGCCGGGCAGGCGGCACAGCAGCAGCAGCAGCAGCAGCAGCAGGCGGCGCAGCAGCAGGCGGUGGUGGCCGUGCAGCAGCACCACCAGCAGCAGGCGGUCAUGGUGCCCACGAGCGGCAUGCAGCAGAUAGCGCAGCAGGUGGCGGUGUCGAUGCAGCAGACGCCGACGGCCAUCGCGCCGGCGCCGACCCCGCAGCAGCAGCAGCAGCUGCAGCAGGCGCAGCAGACGCAGCAGCAACAGCAGGCGCAGCAACAGGCUCAGCAGCAGGCGCAGCAGCAGGCGUCGCAGCAGCAGGCGCAGGUGGUGGCCGGAGCGCCCGCCAUCACCACCAUGUCGACGCUGCACCAGCCGCUGGCACCCGCGACGCCCCAGCCCCAGGCCGCGGCCCCGCAGCAGGUCCACGAGUGGGGGCACGGCAGGGUGCAGGUGAUCCAGCAGCCGCUGCAGAACCCGACGUACCUGCAGCAGCUGUACAACACGCAGGGCCAGCUGCUGGUGCCGGGCAACCUGCAGCUCCACCCCGCGCCGCCCGGCAUGAACCCCUCCUCCAUACACGUGAUCGCCGCCGGCAAACCGUUCCCGGCCAACCAGCUGCCGCCGCAGAUGAUCACCGCCCAGAAGUCGGUGCUGCAGGGGCAGGCAGCAUCUUUCCCCGGCUACGCGACGAUACCGACGACGACGAAUCAGACGCUGGUAAUCAGCCAGCUGGGUGUGAUUAGCAACCAGCCCAACAUCCUGCCAGCACACUCCGCAGCAGGGGGGAAGCCCGCUGACGUGCAGAAGGGCGCCGCGCAGCCGAUGCAGUUCUCGCCGUGGCAGUUCGCGGGCACGACGGGGCUGCCGCAGGGCAUCGCCUGGGCGGCCACGACGCCCGGCGCGCUGCAGUCCAGCACGGCGCUCUUCUCCGCGCAGAACCCCAUCUUCAUCAGCCGCAGCGGACCGGGCGCCCCGGGCGGGGACCCGAACGCGACUGCGGCGAGCGUCUUCCUGCAGAGCCCGCCCCCACAGCUGCAGCAGCACUCCCAGCUGGCGCAGGCGAGUGUGCAGAGCGUGACGCAGGUGGCAGCCGCCCCCGUCCAGGGGAAGCCGGGGGGCGGCGGCGCUGCCGGCGGUGCGGUGGUGGGCGGAGGGCGGCAGGUGGCGGCCGGCGUGGGGCCCACCGCGGGCGGCGCCCAGGUGGUCGAGGUGGCCGGCAUCCAGCCGAAGACAGUGCGGCCGCUGUCCAACAUCCUGCCCUCGACCGCAACGACGACGACAAACCGGCCGGCGUCGUCCGUGUCGACGCAGACGGGUGGCAGUGUGACGGCGUCCCAGAUGAGCCAGGCGCAGGUGCAGACGCAGAAGGUGCAGAUGAAGGGGCGCGCCAAGCCGGGCCUCAGCCGAGUCUCGCCGGCACCUGCAGUCACCCAGAAGGCCGACGCCGCCAACCAGACGAAGCCGCAGGGUGUCGUCCAGUCGGGCAUGACGCCGCCGAAGAUUCUGCCGAAUACUGCAAUGCCCAUGACACCGGAGAAGCAACAACAACAGCAGCAACAGCAGAUGAUAAACAAAACACUACAGCAGCAGCAACAACAACAACAGCAGCAGCAACAGCAACAACAGCAGCAGCAGCAACAGCAACAGCAACAAGUGAUGCUGCAACAACAACAACAACAGCAGCAACAGAUGCAGCAACAACCGUCACCACAACAGCAGCAACACCAACAGCAGCAGCAGAUGCUAGCCCUCCAACACCAGCAGCAACAGCAGCAGCUGCAGCAGCAGAUGCUGCAGCUGCAACAGCAGCAGCAACAACAGCUCCAAGCGCAGGCGCAAGCGCAGGCACAGGCUCAAGCGCAGGCCCAGGUGCAGGCCCAAGUGCAAGCGCAAGUACAGGCCCAGGCUCAGGCGCAAGCGCAAGCUCAAGCUCAAGCCCAGGCCCAGGCCCAGGCCCAAGCUCAAGCGCAGGCACAAGUGCAGGCUCAACAGGUGCAGGCUCAGCAGCAGAUGAUGCAGCAACAACAGGCUCAUCAGCAGCAACAACAGCAGCAGCAGCAACCACAGCAACAGCCUCAGUUGCAACCUCAGCAGCAACAGCAACCACAACUACAGCAGCAGCCACAACAGCAGCAGCAGCAGCAGCAACAACAACCACAACCACAACUACAGCAGCAGCCCCAACAACAACAACAACAACAACAACAACAAGCACAACAACCCCAGCCUCUGUCGCAGCAGCAGCUACAGCAGCACAUUCAGUCCAAGCUGCCCCAGAUUGUGAUGCCGACCGUGCAGACGCAGACGCCGGCUCCCGCCGUGCUGCCGGCGGACACCCGCGGCCCGGCCACGCUGCCCGCUGCCGCGCCGGUCGUCGCUGCCACCGCGGCCGCCCCCGCCGCCACGCCUCCGCUGUCUGCUGCCGGCCUGCAGCAGCCUGUCGCACACGUGCAGAGCCAGCCGACGUUGGCCGUGCCCGCCACUCCCCCGACUGUGACGCCGUCACAGACACUGCCCGUCGCCGUCGCUCCGGCCGCGCCGCUGGCGGUGCCCGCCCCCCUCACAGUCGCGGCCGAGGACGACCGGCAGCAGGUUCCCGUGGGGCCGCCCACGGCGGAGGUGCCGGUCCAGGCGGCAGUGCAGCCGGACGUGGCCGUGGGCCAGCAGCCCAUGGACGUCGACGACCCGGUCACCGUUUCUGGUUUAGCAGCCACUGGAGUCACUUCCACCAAGGAGGACGCGAGGCCAAAGACUCCCGGAAUACCGCCGGCACAGGAGCGCGACAUCCAGCCGGUGACGGCGAUGGAGUGCGACGACGCGCAGGCUGCGGGCGUGCAGGCUACGCCCCCUCGCCCCGCGGCGGCGGCGACGCCCGCUCCGCCCGUCGCCGUAGCCCCCGACUGCCCGCCACAGCAGACGGACGGCGCGAACGCCAACAUCGCCCCGCCGCCACCCGCGCCCACGCCUGCACUGCCCACCCUCAAGAGGAGUCGCGGGCAAGAGGUGUUGACGCACGUCAUCGAGGGGUUUGUGAUCCAGGAGUCGUCGGAGCCCUUCCCGUCGCCGCCCCACAGCAGCGAGGACGACGAAGACGACGACGGCCACGGCCGCUGCAGGCCGCCGCGGCCCCCCGCGUCCCCGCCGGCGCGCCCCCUUACCGCGGUCGGGCUCGACAACCCGGCGCAGCGCGCGGCGUCGCCGGACCGGCUGGCGGGAGAGCCUCAGCGCAAGAAGCCGCUGACGGAGGCGGAGGCGUCGCGGUGCGAACACUGUGGCAAGACCGGCCUACGGGCAAAAUUCAAGAAGAGGUUCUGCACGCCGUCCUGCGCCAAGAGCAGCAAGAGGUCGGCACUGCAGAGGGCGACGGCCGACGCGGCCGCCGCUGCAUCCGGUGCGGCGCAGGCACAGGCGCAGACGCGGUCGCGGGCGGUCAGCGACGGCCCGGCGGCAGCGGCGAACGCGAACGGCGAUGGGGAGGUGCGGCGGCCGCUGCACCAGCAGAUCCUGACGCCGGCCGACCAGCGCGAGUGGCUGCGCAGUGCGAAGGACUGGAACGCCACCGGGGCGAGCGCGCCGACGCGGUCCUCUUCGUCGGCGUCGACAGCGCCGCUGGGAGCCGAGAGUGCGGGCGACGAGACGGAGGACUCCGGCGCGGAGAGCUUCGGCGCCGACAGCGGCGUGCACGCGGGCCUCGCGGCGCCCGGCUCUGGCGCCGCGUCCGCCGUCAUGGACGAGCAGUCGCAGGACAGCUGGGCCAGCUCGAACAACGCCGGCACCGACAACAACGGCAACCCCGCCGCCGCCAACAACAACAACGAUGACGCCGCGAACCGGCAGCCCAAGGUCAACCCGCUCAAGUGGUCGGUGACGGAGGUGUGCGAGUUCAUCAAGGGGCUGCCCGGUUGCGCAGACUACGUAGAGGACUUCGCCAUCCAGGAGAUCGAUGGGCAGGCCCUGAUGCUGCUCAAGGAGGACCACCUCAUGUCGGCCAUGUCGAUGAAGCUCGGCCCCGCGCUCAAGAUCUGCGCCAAGAUCGACACGAUGCGCGGCGCCGUAGGCGAAGGCGCGCCUGCGGCCAACGGCCCGGCGGUCGGCGUCCCCGUCUCCAGCCCUACCAAGUAGCUGGCGUCCACGUCGGCGUGUCGAGAGCUCUCGCACCGGGACAGAGCGUGACGACGUAUCCGUGCGAAAGUUUGCGAGCCAGAGAGGUAGCCUAUCCCGGUUUGACAUUUGAGCGACAAGAUACCUCGGUCGCUUCCUGCCGUCGUGUGCAUUUAAUACUUUUGGGAUCGGCACUGUACAGCGGCAGAGAGUGUGACCCAGACGGACCGUUACAAGGUGGGAAGAAUACGUGUGACAUCUAAUGUCUUCAAAUCCCUGUGAAACGUGCAGUAUUUCAGUUUGGCGUUUCUAGUUAGGCCACACUGAUCCACAGUUUACGUCUCUUGUGGGGGCCGCUCUCAAAAUAGCCCCCUUCAGACCCAUUUUUGUAUCCCCUUUCUACAGUGAGGGAUCUUUCUGAGUACAGUCGUCAGUGCGACACGUGUGAAUUUGUGCUAGGAAAUUUAAGGGUUAAGAAUUCUAUACACACUCUCACCGGCACUGUGGGGGUCUAAACGGCCACAGAUUCACGCGUAAUACUCCCCGUAGGUGACUGUAGCCCUAAGUAUCUGACGGCCUCAGUCCGAAAGAGGACUUUUCACAGCUGUGGCUGUCUGUAUCUCGGACGGGGGAUAGUGGCAGCUGUGAGGUGUUGGCCAGAGCACUCGCGGCACAUUCAGAAGCGAGCAAGUGUGUCACUACAGGACGGUAACUGCCACUGUGUUCCCUUUCCUGCACUGGCUGUACGUUUGGAGAAACCCUGCCCCCUGUGGUCACAAAUUGUGACAUUUGGUGAAAUCUCCACUGGGCUACCGAGAUACCUCUAAUGUUACACUUUUCACAAAACUCGUGGCUCGCAGUGUUGAAAGUAGAACUUAUUUAUCUUGCAAGUGCUUUGUAUUUGUGUGCUACUGUGACUAGAAAUUUCAUUAAUUCCACACACGUGUACUCUAUUCUGAAUACUACUUUCAGAUUACUUGACAAUUGUGCUAGUUUUGAGCUGAUUUUGUGCAAGCCAGAUAAACAUACCUUUUACUGGAUGCCAUUAUGUGUGGUUCCAGUGACACCUGUAUUCCUGUUUUGCAGGAAAAAAGUGUACUCCAAACUACUGUAACAUAUGUUCCUUUGUGACAGACAUGUUCCCAUUCUUACCAGUUAUUAUUGACAAUGAGGCUGAGGAAAUGGGUACAAAGGAGAAAUGGAAGCAGCGUUUUGUUUGCUGCGGAAAGGAGUGUGUUUCGUAAUCGAAACGGUUCUGUAAUUUGUGUAGAUUUUUCUCGAUCAGCAUGUUACUUAUUAAGAGAUGUGUGUUUUAUGUUUAUUGUGUAGGAAACUGUAAAGGACUUCAUCGGCUGUGACAUGAUAUGUUGACUGUUUGUAUAUUUUUUCCUUGUUUUUUUUUUUUUUGAAGCUGUAGCAGUAGAUUUGUUGUUCAUUUGUAUACAUUUACAACUUGUAUGUUUAUCUGUCUGUCUGUGUGUGUGUGUGUGUGAGUGAGUGAGAGAGAGAGAGAGAGAGAGAAAAUCAUAAAAUUUGGUGGUGCACAUCACGUUUUGCUUCCACCGAAUAACACUGCCAACCACCUCCUUAAUGUAAUGACUGACUGCUCUCAGCAAUCGUCCUGUGACCGCCAAAGAGAAGGCUUUCUGACUGAAGUGUGGAUGCUAGCGAGGCCUCAGUUCGGUCUGCAGUGGGAAGCCGAAGCACUGCCUGGAGUUGCCUCAAGCUAUUUGUCUGUGUGAGGCUAAUGUCCUCGUAUAAUUAGUGUCGGACACUUCCAAUAGGCUACUGUGAGGAAGCAAAGUAUUUGUACAAGGAAUUGCUCACUGUACCGGGUUUUCCUAGUUGUACACUGCGGCAGCAAAAGUGCAAAGCUGGAGGACACAGCAAAAAACUGACUACGCAAUCUUUCCACCGGGAUGCAAAAUUUGCUUAUGUUACUGGUAUGCAUUUCACUAUUAUAGUGAAGGUCAACAUUUUUAGCAUUCAGCACACGAAUGAACUUUUCGUGUUGCAGGUGCAGAAUUUGCUAGUGCAGUUAGGCAGACAGGUUACGGAAGCUCGCCACUAUCUUUUUCUCGCCUCGUAUAAAUGCUCGGGACGGGGCUCGUAAAUGGCUUCGGUCUUUGACAGAAAGGAUGUAUUCGACAUUUUUUUUUAAAACAAUUUUCCUACUGUAGAACAAACAAUGAUGAUAUUUAAAAUUAGAUUUUUAAAGCCGUGUACAAAAGUGAAAUAAUAUAGUGUGAGGUCGCUCAGCUGUCGAGACAGUGGGGUGCCGUCUGGGGCCGGUGUCGGUCGAAUCCCCACAGAGCCGUCCAGAUUCAGGUACUCUUUAGUUUACCUAAACCACGUGAAGUGAACGGUGGGAUGUCCCUCUGAAAAGGACGGGGACGUGGCAGGAGUGCCCGGCAUUCGUGUGGAGGCCGAACUGAGGCUGCGAGGCAAACGGGGUGGCGUUACUCUCGCGGGGCGCACCUCUCGCGAGAGCUGACGUCACGAGUGUGCGCUCGGCAUUUUUUGAAAUCACUGUGUAAACUUAGGUUUUUGAAUAUUGUACAGAUAUGUAACAAAAUAAAAGGUGACACGGCAGUGCUCGUGUCGGGCAUCCGAUUGCACAAUUUGUA
This is a messenger RNA of Schistocerca serialis cubense, 7227 nucleotides long. RefSeq lists its product as uncharacterized. The record is from RefSeq and is a predicted model, not a curated record. Bases 476 to 4621 code for a protein of 1381 amino acids. The transcript is spliced from 21 exons. Gene Ontology annotation, molecular function: zinc ion binding; protein binding. NCBI's taxonomy places the organism in Eukaryota, Metazoa, Arthropoda, Insecta, Orthoptera, Acrididae. Gene Ontology annotation, cellular component: PRC1 complex; nucleus.